Molecule: messenger RNA, 1988 nt
Organism: Sphaerodactylus townsendi
Lineage: Eukaryota; Metazoa; Chordata; Lepidosauria; Squamata; Sphaerodactylidae
Gene: GTF3C6
Product: general transcription factor IIIC subunit 6
Exons: 6
Coding region: 90-743 (217 amino acids)
Biological process (GO): transcription by RNA polymerase III
Cellular component (GO): transcription factor TFIIIC complex
Source: RefSeq, a predicted model, not a curated record
GCGGAGAGCGCGCGCCUGUAAGAGAUCAUCAGCCCCAGCGGAAAAUGGCUGACGAGUGAUCACGUGACAGUGGCUGAGUUGCUUCCGCGAUGGAGACAGUAGAGCUUUUCGCCGAAGGGGAAACGGUCCAUAUAGAGGAACAACUAGUCAUGGUGGAACUGUCAGGAAUAAUUGAUUCAGAUUUUCUUGAGAAAUGUGAAAACAGAUGCAAGAUUUUGGGAAUAGAUACAGAGAGGCCCAUUUUGCAAGUAGACAGAUAUGUCUUUGCUGGGGAGUAUGAAGAUACCCUUGGAACCUGUGUGGUAUUUGAAGAAAACAAAGAUUGUGCAGAUGCAGAAGGAAACCAAAAAUUAGAGCUAAAAUACAAGUACCACACAAUGAAGAAGCUGAAUAUGACCCGGACACUUCUGAGUGAGAAAAAGGAAGGAGAAGAAAACACAGGUGGGGGAGUGGAAUGGCUGGAGCUUAAGGAAACAGAUUUCUCAUAUAGCAGACCAAACACGAUUUGCAAUUUCUUGUAUGAAAAAGAAGAGGAGAUGGCUGAAUCUCAAGACAAGCUGGCAGAAGAAUCUGAGGAAGAAGCCAGUGACAAAGGAAAUUGUGAUGACAACUUUGAACCUGAAAUGCAUUCUAGCAUUGAAAUUGAUGACUCUGCCCAAGUGAUAGACAACACUGGCCCUGAAGCAGUGAACUCUUCUUCGUUGGAUACACAGGAUAUUACUUUAGAUGAUUCUCCAUGUUGAUACAAAGUCUGUAAAAAUGGCCACUAAUAGAGAUAAUUAAUAGAAUGUAUGUUUCAGAGGCAUCUCUCCGACUUUUUCUGUACAUAGUUAACUGGAAAAUUGAAUCCUAAACUUACAUGGCAGUUUAGGAUCAUAGUCUUGAAACUAUGCACCUAAUAUUUGUCUUUUCUUUCUACAAGCAGCCACCACUGCCUGACUAUAUGGCAACACCAACCAUUUUUAACAUUUAAGUGCGUUUUUAAAGCAUUUUGCACAGGCAGAAGUUAGUCAUUUGCUAACCUACUAGGGUUUUCUGGAGUACAGCUUUGUUUUUAUAUGACAUGUUACUUCCUCAAUUGCAAAGAACAGAAGAUUGAUGAAGAACUAAUGUUAAUCCACUCUUGAUUCUUUUAUGUACAUAAAUGAGUUUGCAGAAGAUUGGCUGCUUGUUCGUAAAAUACAUUUUUGCUAUUCUCAGAUAUUUAAUUUUAUUAAUUGAGUGUAUUUACAUUCCACCCUUUCUCCAGGGAGCUCAGGGCUGCAGGAAUGUUCUUUCUCCUCCAUUUUAUCCUUCCAGUACCCCUAAGGGACUGGCCCAAGGUCACCCAGUGAUCUUCAUAGCUGUGUAAGCAUGUGAACCUGGGUCUCCUGAUUCUAGUCCACCACUCAGGAGCUUGCACAGCUUGCCGUCUAAACUGUGGGGCAAAAGAGACAAGGAAGAAAAAAAAGCAGGGGAGGCAGCAAUAACAACCUCUUCAAUCUAGUUAAGCCUGUUUUUGGAUGACAUUCUAUGAAGGAAGGGGACUUCAUGAGAAAAGGUGGGGUGGCAGACAGGAGGAGAUGCCACCCUCUCCUCUCCUCUAUCAACACAGACCAAUCAGAUUCAGACAGACUCAAUGGAAUGUUCAGGUGAAGAAAAAAAUAACCUAAAGAGUUUAAUUGUCCAUAAUUAACAGACAAACAGAGAAUCUGGGUUUUGGAGGAAGAAGGGAUAGGAGGUAUCCUGACUAGACAUAGAGUUCACUAGGGACUGUACUGUACGAUUUUAGACAUUGGAUUGAAUGCUGUCCUCGAUAAAAAAAUAGUGAAUUGUAAAAGUAGUCCAGUUAUUGUCUUCAUGUCUGAUGCACUGAAAGUGUACCAAUGUUGCAAUAUUAAGUAUGGCUCACCUUCCAGCUCUGGUAACUGCCAGCUAUCAGACUACAAUGGGAAGCCAUUACAGGUCAUGUCAUGCUUAUAAAUGAAAUAAACUAUAUGUGACACCUG